This is a messenger RNA of Hevea brasiliensis (rubber tree), 1069 nucleotides long. RefSeq lists its product as uncharacterized. The record is from RefSeq and is a predicted model, not a curated record. The coding region runs from base 122 to 898 and encodes 258 amino acids. NCBI's taxonomy places the organism in Eukaryota, Viridiplantae, Streptophyta, Magnoliopsida, Malpighiales, Euphorbiaceae. The transcript has 5 exons.
AACCAAUAAAAGAGCACCACGUAAUUACCCCGUGAAACUCGUCCCGUGGUGCUAUAUUUCUCCCCGAAGCUCUCCGAUUAUCACUCACAGUGUUUUCUGAAGAUUUUUGGUCCCAUAAAAAAUGGGUAGGAAACCCAAAGCUUUUAGGCUUGCAGAAAAGCUUGGGAGUAUGGAAGUGGAGCCUGAAAGCAAUAAUCCUUCCUUACAGAAAGUCGAUGUACAUCCUGAUAACACAAAUCCUACCAUGGAGAGGGUUGAACCACAACAAGCUUACUCUUCCAAAACAUCUAUAAGAAAGAAAGUGAAGAAAUCCCCUGCGAAAGUUAGGCGAUCUGAGCGUCUUCAAAAUGCAGUUAUGGCUACAGAAAAUCAAGACGUUGAGCGUAUUCUUGAAGAAAUAACUGUUAGUGAAAGCGAGAAAGAAGAUGAGCCUGCAAAUGAGGAAGUGCCAGAGCCUACUCUGAAUAGGAAAGACUUGAAUGAAAAAGUUGACUAUGUUGUAAAACUUUUGGAGGCACAACAAAAGACCAUGGAUGCAUUUAAUUCUGGAGCAAUUGGCAAAACAUUCUUUAAUGAAGGCUCUGGUAUGGGUGAUAUCACGUAUAAAAGCUUGUAUAUUGACUCCCAAAAGAAGGUUGAAGCUUUGACAGAGGAAAACCAUCAGCUUAAUAGGAAGUUGGAAUAUGCUCUUGGAAAAAUUGAAGUAUAUGAGAGUGGGAAUCAUGUGGUUCCUGAAGUGUUGGAGAAGCUGAAAGAUUUAUUUAAAGACGCAUUAUGGUUAUCAAGUCUGACGCGAGUCACUGAAGCAACUCGGCAUUGUGCUGCACCCGAAAAUAGUCUUGAUUGCAAUACUUCUGCUAAGAGGAAGAGACUAGAUAAAGAAACUGACAAGAACUAAGUGUGAUGCUCCACAUCGUGUGAUGUGGAGAUAUGGAUUGUUAGAACUUGUUAGCUGCACAGGAUCACUUCAUCUUCAUGUUUAAUAUCAGAUUCAUAAUGUAUUUUGUAACUGCAUGGUGGACUUUGGUCAUGUCUCAUUUGGAACAGAUAGAUGGAAAUGUUCCUUCAA